AUAAUAAUUUUAUAUUUCCUGUAAAAUAGUUAACAUUGGGUAUCAGACAUGAAAGGCCUAGGCACUUCGUCUUCAAAGCCGAUGAACCCUUCUGCGAGUCUAGGCCGGAAGUGAAACUACGGAACUCUCUUAACUGUAUGUAGUGUUAUUGCUCGCAAAAACAAAAACAAUCAUUCCCUAAAAGGUGUGUAACGAUAGUUGACGACGAUUUGAUUUUUUCUGAGUUAUAACAAAGUUUCAAACAUAAAAUAAUAUGUACAGAAAAAUGAUUUUUUUUUUUUUAAAUCUCAAGUAAAUCACAAUCCCAAACAAUUUCAGGAAAUCGAUUGCUCUUGAUUCUGAAGGCAACACUAGCGUUGCUAUUCGAUAAACAUAACAUAUAAUGCGGAAACAAAAUGGGAUUGGUAAAACGCUUUUGAUAGUUUUAAAACCGGAAGAAAAAGGUUUGCAAUGGAGAAUGAUAUCACCACGUAAAUUAUUUCCAUUAUUCCAUGCAUGUACCAAUGGCUGUCUCCUGAUUUAACUUUAGGCGGAACAAUUCUCACAAGUUCUCAUAAGUAUAUAUACAACAGGAAGAAAAUCAUUGUCGAAACUUAGCAGUAGUACAGCACAGCAUGGCAGGUGCUGGUCGCAGAGUCAGAGGGUCGUACGAUGUUGCUACAACCAGCAGGAAGCAACCAAUUGAUUCCAGCCAGCUACCUAUGCCUACCCCUCAUAACGUUCUAGAUAAGAAAAUAUCUAGAGGAUUUGACGAUACAUCCUCAGUUCACGAUGGAUUUAGAACAGCACCACGCGCUAAGAAAGCACCAGCCCCUCUUCCAAAAGAACCAUUAUCACUACCAAAUGAACCACCUCCUGCUCCACAUAUGUGUGGUCCGCCUCCAUUACAUUCUUUAAACGGUGUACCGCCAAGUUUCUACACAAAUUUGAUUAUGAACCAGGAAGAUACUAUUGAUAUGUAUACGUGUAAGAAGCACAGAGGUGAACCUUUAGAACAUUACUGUGAAACAUGUCACACAGCAGUAUGCAAUACAUGUAUGCUAUCCACACAACACAGGCGCCAUCUAUGUACCAUUCUGUCAGACGUAUUUGAAGAAAAAAGGGGAUAUCUUGUGACAUUUCUUAAGACAUUGGAAGAAAGUACAAUUAAAAAACUAGAAAGUCAACUAGGAUCUUCUGCAGAAAAUGUUACAAAAUACGAAGAAAAAGUUAGCUGUAUAGAAUCAACCAUAAAGUCGGAAAAAGAAAUGCUCAAGAACGAAAUUGAUCGAGCCUUUUGUGUAGUUGAAAAUGAACUGUCUGUUUUGAAGCAAAUAGAUAUGGGUAAACUUGAAAGUGAACAAGAAAAGGUGAGGUCUCAACUAAAAAGCGUACACAGCUUCAUAACAGAUGCUAAACGUCACUUAAAGGGUCAUGACAAAUUUCGUCUAUUACAAUUCAUGAAUGAACUUCCCUCACCUGAAGACAUGACCCGAAACUGCAUCUGCAUGAAAGUCGAACCACCAUCGUACGAGAGUGCAGAAAAGGAUUUCAACCUUUUGAAUGCUUUUUGUGGCACUAUCUGUCAAAGUAGAGAAAUGCCUGGUAACCAUAGUCCUCUCGUCUCACCGAGAUUUAUUCGGAGACUACAAAGGCAGAUGUCGCGAACACUAAUGCAUCUUCCAUUUGUGAUAAAAUCCUUUGAAAUCGGACAACAGUUGGAUUUGAAUUUAAGCCCUUGUAGAUCAAAACCAGACUGUAUUUGGGUUGGCUAUAAGCAAUGCAAAAUAGUUUUGAUCGAUAGCAAUGGGCAGAAAAUGAAAAAAUUCAAAUUUGGAUUUCACGUGGAAGAUUUUGCGGAAUCAAAAAGCAACGAAAUUUUCAUUACAUUAUUUAGGGAGCGAUACAUAAAAAAAUGUUCACCUAAGGGGAAAGUGAAAAAGUUUUUGGAAACUGGAGAUUGGUCACCGUCUGGUAUAAGCACGGAUCGGAAUGGUGACUUGCUGGUAUCUCUUACCAGGGACGGCAUCGGGAAGCUAAUGAGAAUAGGAAAGGAAAAGAAUGUUAUUCAAGAUGUCAUUCCAGAGCACAAUGGUGCAGCACUUCUCAGUAAACCCCACAGGCUGACAGAAAACGCGGAUCAUGCAAUUUGUGUCUUGAAUCUGCCGGACAGAAAAGUGGUUAUUCUUCACGGUAAUAUGUCAUUCAAAGCGGUGUACACGGGGUCAGGAGACAAUCAAAAACAGGCUCAGUUUUAUCCAACAGCAAUUUGUACGGACAAGCGAUGCCAUAUUUUAGUGGCAGAUCACAACAAUCAUUGUAUUGACUUGCUUGACAGAAAUGGAAAGUUUAUGAUGUACCUUGUUCGUGAGGAUAAGAUAAACAACCCUCGCUCACUGUGCGUGGAUGGAGACGGUAUGGCGUGGGUAGAGUAUUUGAACGGGAAAGGUGGAUUCAAGAUUCUAAUGUAUCUAUCUUAAUCAUCUGGAUAGAGCUAUCACAAAUACGAUUGAAGGUCAUGUUGGAAUAAAAACAAAAAAUUAAUGUACCAUCAAUAAUACUAGCAAUUGGCAGAAUUACAUUUCUGUAUUAUUAAUGUAGAGAAAAAGAUCAAGUAUUGUUUAAUUUCAGUUGUUCGAUACUUUUAGUAAACAAUAUAUGAUGUACAUAAAGUUCGACAUGUGUACAACAGGUGCAAGUGCUUGAAGAAGACCAUUGGUAUUCAUGCAUCCAAAAGAAGGAAAAAGUAACGUUAUCAUAAUUUGAAAGCGAAAACAAAUGUAAUAUAUAUCCAAUAUAUACUGGUUUUAUAGCAGGAAAUAUUGAAGUUUCAUUUAAGUUAUUUUUAGAAGAUAAGGACACAUGUACAGUUUUAAUGAACAGGAAAUAUUUGUGAAUGAGUUAUUAAUAGCGUAAGUGUACAACACAUACAGAUGAUUCUCAGAAAACUAAAAUUCAGAAAUGUUCAAUAAAUUUGAAACAUCUUACGAAAUAUUUCAAUUUUUCCACAUUUCUUAUUUGCAUUGUAUAAUUAAGAAAAAUUAAAGAAUUUUUACUUGCACA
Magallana angulata is the source of this 3042-nucleotide messenger RNA. RefSeq lists its product as uncharacterized. Bases 615 to 2459 code for a protein of 614 amino acids. Lineage: Eukaryota; Metazoa; Mollusca; Bivalvia; Ostreida; Ostreidae. The record is from RefSeq and is a predicted model, not a curated record. The transcript is spliced from 3 exons. Gene Ontology annotation, molecular function: translation repressor activity; zinc ion binding; ubiquitin protein ligase activity. Gene Ontology annotation, biological process: protein polyubiquitination; proteasome-mediated ubiquitin-dependent protein catabolic process; negative regulation of translation.